GCAAGUGUCACACGACGUACGUCUAUACAAGUGGAUCGGACCAGAGUUCACCAAUCCAUCCGAAAGUAUCGUCGAGAAUAGACGUAUUUGUUAUUGUCGUUACGUUGAGUUGUCAUUGCUGAUAUAAUGAGCGAUUUGAGGUACGAUGGUCGUGUUGUCGUCGUCACAGGUGCUGGGGCAGGUCUUGGAAAAGCGUACGCCCUUCUGUUCGCCUCAAAAGGUGCAAAAGUGGUAGUUAACGACUUGGGUGGCGGAAGACACGGAGAUGGUAGCUCCUCGAAGGCCGCCGACGACGUCGUCGAGGAAAUCAAGAAAAAUGGUGGAACGGCCGUUGCGGAUUACAAUUCCGUUGUGGAUGGUGAUAAGGUAAUAAAAACCGCUUUGGAUAACUUCGGACGCGUCGAUGUCCUGAUCAACAACGCUGGUAUCUUGAGGGACAAAAGCUUUGCUCGUAUCUCAGACGUCGAUUGGGAUUUGGUGCAUGCUGUCCAUCUGAAGGGUUCCUUCAAGACUACUCAGGCGGCUUUCCCGAUCUUCAAGAAGCAGAACUACGGCCGCAUCAUCAUGACUGCAUCCAAUUCAGGAUUAUAUGGUAACUUUGGUCAAGCCAACUAUUCUGCCGCCAAGAUGGGAAUCGUUGGAUUGUCUAGUACAGUGGCCAUCGAGGGUAGAAAAAAUAACAUUCACUGCAACGUGAUCGUACCAACAGCUGCGAGUCGUCUGACUGAAGACAUCUUACCACCAGAGCUCUACGCUGAGCUUAAACCGGAGUUGAUUGCUCCAGUUGUUGCUUGGCUUUGCCAUGAGAACUGCACGGAGACUGGAUCCAUGAUUGAGUCAGGGGCCGGUUGGGCCGGAAAGUGCCAGAUAGUCAGAGCUGAUGGUAAACUGAUGAGGCAGACUAUCGCUGACGGUGUUUCCGUUGAGAAGGUGCGCGAUUCCUGGGAUAAGAUCACCGAUAUGAACAGCAUGCAACACAUGGGUAGCAUCCAGGAAGCAACAGGUGCUUUGAUGUCUUCCUUGGAAGGUUUGAGGUCCGGAGCGAAAGGUUCAAGUUCAGACGACAGCGAUGUCUACGAAUACAACGAUAAGGAUCUGAUUUUGUACGCCUUAGGAGUGGGAGCUUCUGUGGCAAAGCCCGGAGACUUGAAAUUCCUAUACGAGAACCACGAGGAUUUCUCCGCUCUACCAACCUUCUUCAUUCUGCCAGCACUUAAAUCCACGUUCUCCGUCAAAAUGGAUGAAAACCUCAUUCCAGGAAAAUCGAUUUCUUUCGAGAACAUCCUGCACGGUGAGCAAUAUCUCGAAGUCUACGAAGAUAUUGCAGCUUCCAGCAACGGUAGUUUUCGCAGCGAAAUCCAACUUGUCGAUAAACUAGACAAAGGAUCCGGAUCAGUUUUAAUUUAUGAUGUUUUAAGCUACAACAACGAGGGUAAACUGCUCUACAAGAAUCAGGUAGUAUCUUUCGCCGUUGGCGCAGGAGGCUGGGGUGGUCCUCGCCAAUCCGACAAGCUGGUACCGUGCGUACCUAAGCCGAAGCGCAACCCGGACACUUCCGUUUCCUUCAAAACGAGCGUCGAUCAAGCGGCUUUGUACAGAUUGAGCGGCGACAAUAAUCCAUUGCACAUUGACCCAAAUAUGGCUGCAAUGGCUGGGCACAAGGUACCGAUUCUGCACGGACUUUGCACUCUGGGCAUUUCCGUCAAGCUGGUCAUGGAAGCAUUUGCAGGAAACGACUUGAAGUUAUUCAAAGCAGUUAAGUGCCGUUUCGUCAAACCCGUAGUACCAGGGGAAACAUUGAAAGUUGACAUGUGGAGAGAAGGGAACAGGAUACACUUCGAAACCUCCGUUGCGGAAAGCAACAAAAUCGUCAUAUCAGGAUCUUACGUGGACUUAAACUCCGUAAUAGCAGUAGUGAAGCCAGUACAGCAAGCAGCAACAACAUCAAACAUGUCUCUCCAGAGUGAUGCUAUUUUCGAGAUGAUCGCCCAGAAGAUCAAGGAGAGUCCGGAGAAGGCCAAAUCGGUCAACGGAAUCUUCCUAUACAACAUCACCAAGGAUGGGAAAAUCGUGAAGACCUGGACCAUGGAUUUGAAGAGCUGCAAGAUCCACGAAGGCACUCCCAAGUCCGGAAAGCCGAACACCACCUUGACCAUCUCCGAUGAUGACUUCGUCGGUUUGGCCACCGGCAAGCUGAACCCGCAGACCGCUUUCAUGAAGGGAAAAUUGAAGUUGACCGGUAACGUGAUGCUCGCCCAAAAGCUUGGACCUCUGCUGAAGGCCGCCGAAGCCAAGUUGUAAAGAGCGCAGAUAGAUUCGUCCUCUUCCCAAAAGAAAAAAAAAAC
This is a messenger RNA of Nicrophorus vespilloides, 2345 nucleotides long. RefSeq names its product peroxisomal multifunctional enzyme type 2-like. The transcript has 11 exons. The record is from RefSeq and is a predicted model, not a curated record. NCBI's taxonomy places the organism in Eukaryota, Metazoa, Arthropoda, Insecta, Coleoptera, Silphidae. Gene Ontology annotation, molecular function: oxidoreductase activity. The coding region runs from base 127 to 2301 and encodes 724 amino acids. Gene Ontology annotation, cellular component: cytosol.